This is a messenger RNA of Diatraea saccharalis (sugarcane borer), 2015 nucleotides long. The record is from the annotation of a GenBank genome assembly. Lineage: Eukaryota; Metazoa; Arthropoda; Insecta; Lepidoptera; Crambidae.
UCUUCAAAAAUGGUAAUUGCCCGGACGUAUCUUAUUUUUAUAGCAUCACUUAGAUUUAAGUAUUAAGUUUACAUACGUACAAUACUUAAAUGCUAAAUAGUAUUUUCAAGCACGUUAUUUCAAAGAACAAGAUAUAGAUGAGACGACUUAAAAUGGCGUUUGUAGAAGCAGGCUCAGUAGAUGAGUGUUUCGAAGAUGCAUUCACACCAGAAGAUUUUAUUAGAAUUUCCAAUAGCACAUACAUUGAGUAUUAUGGUACAUAUCCAAUUGAGAAUCAGAAUUUGUUGCAUACAGCAGCUUCAAAGAUAAAAAUCGAAAAAGUUGUUCAUGAGAACACAGAUAUAAAAAUAUUACCAGAAGUUCCUAUUAAGUGUAAGAAAACUAUCAAUGAAACCAAUGACAUACCAGUAAAGCAAACCACAGAGAUAAAAGCAAUGGAGGACAUCAGAAUUGUUGAUAAUAUAGAAGAUGAACCAUGCAAACCAGAAGUGGUUUCAUCAUGCGAAGAUAAAUUGUCGAAACUGAAAGCAUUACUCCAAGAAAAAUGUAAGAAGAAGACAAUGAAUAAUCACUCAUCUGAUGUCAGUAGCAAAGUAACAAUGCAAAGUAACGAUAAACACGUGAAGUCUUUGAAACCAAACAUGAAAGUAAAGGAUAAGUGCUUUAAAAAUCCUUGCCGCACAACCAGUAAACGUAAGAAAUGUAACCUCAAAAAGAGUAUACAAGAUGAUCUAUUAUUUGCUCAGGAGAUCAAUAUUGACACUUUGCCAAGCAUUGGAAAUUCUCCAUCAGUAAACUCUUUGGAUAGACUGUCUGAUACCUCUGUUUCAUUUGUAAAAACUACAGAUGUGUCUAAUGAUACAGAUGAUUAUUUUGAUGAAGUCAGUGGUCGUUUCCGUUCAACAUCGGCCACUGAAAGUGAAGACUCAUUCCAAAUCGUUUUCAGUGACAGUCCAAAAGACACAAGAAUGAGGAAGAUGUCAGAUUGCGACUCUGAAGACUCUUUUAUUGUGUUUGAAGAAUCACCAUACAGUUGUUAUACUUCAAAUGAUGUAUUUGGCGAUUCUGAUGAAUCCGAAUCGGAAUAUACAGAUUCGGAGGCAGAUUCGAGUGACACUGAAGACGUGCAAGAGACAAAACUUACCCAUACACUAUCAAGAACAAUGAGUGAUUUGACAGAUGGCAUUCUAUAUGAUGAAAACUCUUUAGAUGAAGUGGAUUGUGCUGUACGGAGUGUGUGUGAUGAGAUUCCGAACCAGGAAAUAAAAGACUUGACUGUUAAAGCAUCUGCAACAAACAAUACAGUGAAAUCUACAGGACUUCUCGUCAAUGAAGACCAGAAGAAGCAAAAACGAAAACUUCCAUCAAAGACUGUACGCUUUUCCACUGACCCUCCCAAAGUGCACGUGAUGCGAGUGUGGGCAUUCGCGGCUCGACAAGCGAGAGCCGGUCAUUGGGAACGCUGUGCAUUAGACAGAGACAGAUUCAAGCGGAGAAUCGCAGACGUAGAUAUGGCUGUAUCUUGGGUAUUGCACCCUAAACAUCGAGCAAGAAUCAUGUUCCAACGGUUCAUGCCCUCGUGGAACUCUCUGAAAAGAAAGGAAUUAGCAGAGAAGAAAGCUAGAGAAUACGAAGAAAGAAUGGAAAAGGAAGAACAGCAAAAGAGUGAGGCGGAAUCUUUGAAACGAGAAGAAAACUUGGUUACCAAUAACGAUUCAGUUAGUGAUAAUAUUGUUCAAGUUGAUGAUACAGAGCAGGAACAUAUAAAUUAUAGUAACGGUAAUGAAAUAUCUAACAAUGACACUAGAGUUAUUAGUGAUGUCGCAAACGAAAUCGAAAAUAACGAUAAAGACAAAGACAAAAUGAACAUUCUCAAAUGUAACGGUUUGGUUAACAAAACGGAGAUGGACGAUAAAUCUUUGUUGAAUGAUAAUUCAUUAAAAAUUGUUCUCGCUAAUGACCAACAAACUGACUUUACGUCUAUAUUGAAAAGCGAGGUGCUGUCUAAUACUUGA